Abrus precatorius (Indian licorice) is the source of this 1191-nucleotide messenger RNA. Its product is annotated as probable N-acetyltransferase HLS1-like. Bases 1 to 1191 code for a protein of 396 amino acids. The transcript has 3 exons. NCBI's taxonomy places the organism in Eukaryota, Viridiplantae, Streptophyta, Magnoliopsida, Fabales, Fabaceae. The record is from RefSeq and is a predicted model, not a curated record. Gene Ontology annotation, molecular function: acyltransferase activity, transferring groups other than amino-acyl groups.
AUGGUUGACACUCGCAGUAUAGAGAGCAGGGUUCUUAUAAGAGAGUUUGAUGAAGAUAGAGAUGUUAAGGUGGUGGGGAAGCUUGAGAGAAACUGUGAAAUUGGGACUAAAAAAGGGGUCUCCAUUUUCACCAACAUGAUGGGUGACCCUUUAUCUAGGAUUAGGUUCUAUCCCCUUCAUGUUAUGUUGGUGGCUGAGCUGCUCGAAAGCAGGGAGCUUGUCGGGGUGGUUCGAGGAUGCAUUAAGAGUAUGGGAACUCCUUCUGAAUCAAUGCUGAAGAUAGGUUGCAUACUAGGCCUUAGGGUCUCUCCUACACACAGGAGAAAGGGGGUUGGACUAAAACUUGUCGCCUCAGUUGAAGAAUGGAUGCUGAGAAAUGGAGCUGAAUACGCAUUCCUAGCCACUGAAAAGAACAACGAUGCCUCUAGAAACCUAUUUACCAACAAAUGCAACUAUGUGAACCUAAGCUCACUUGUCAUAUUUGUCCAUCCAAUUAGUUUCCCGGCAAAGCAUAUUUCCAAGGAUAUAAAAAUUGAGAAGGUAAACAUAGACCAAGCAAUUUCCUUAUACAAAAGAACCUUGAGGGCCAAAGAGUUGUAUCUACUAGACAUGGACGUCAUUUUGAAGGAGAAACUCAGCUUGGGCACUUGGGUGAGUUAUUACAAAGAUGAAGGCUGGCUCAACUUGCAGAGAAAGAAAGAAAGUGAAGACAUAAUCAACAAUGAAAUCACAAGCUCGUGGAUCAUCUUUAGCAUAUGGAAUACUUGUGAAGCUUAUAAGCUUCAGCUUAAAAAGUCUCAACCACUUAGGUUUCUUCACACAACUUUAAAUCAUGCAAGGGACAAAAUUUUCCCAUGCCUGAGAAUGUCGGUGAGUGGCUCACUUUGUAGACCUUUUGGGUUUCUAUUCCUCUAUGGACUUCACGGGGAGGGAGAGAACCUCGGGGAGCUAAUGGAAUCUAUAUGGAGGUUCACAUCAAGAUUGGGAGAAAGUUUGAAGGAUUGCAGAGUGGUCAUAACUGAGUUAGGGUUUGGUGAUCCACUAGUAAACCAUGUUCCUCAAACCGCUUCUAUGUCGUGUAUCGAUGAUGUUUGGUACACAAAAAGACUUUCAAACCACUGUGACGAAAAGGAUGAAUUGCUGAUGAAGAGACAAAUAGGGAAUGCAUUUGUUGACCCUAGAGAUUUUUAG